AGGAUCCGAGAUGGGAGAGCGACACUCGACGUUGUCGAAGCUGGAGAACGUGCGGGAGGCGGCCGACGAGAAUGAGGUCCUCUCACCGACCGUGUUGAAGAGGCCGAAGGAGUUCAAAGCUCUGAUGGGGAAUUCUUCUUCAGAGAAGGGCAUGGGAGGAUCAGCUGACAGAGAUGCUCUACUGGCGCAGGUGGAGAAUGACAAGAGGAUUUCUUUGAUCAGAGCAUGGAGCGCAGGUGAAAAGACCAAAGCUGACAACAAGGCUCAGAGGAAGAUGUCAUCCAUUCUUUCAUGGGAGAACACGAAGAUGGCAACCAUCGAGGCUGAGAUAAAAAAGAAUGAGGAGAGGCUGGAGAAGAAGAAGGCGGAUUCCGAAGAGAAGGCGAAGAACAAGAUCGCCAUGAUACACAAGGAAGCAGAGGAGAGGAGGGCGAUGGUGGAGUCGAAGCACGGGGAGGAGCUCCUCAGAGCGGAGGAGGCUGUUGCCAAGUAUCAUUCCACCGGACACACCCCGAAGAAGGGAGCAGGCUGCUUUAGCUCCUUUAGCCCCUAGAGAGAGAGAGAG
Musa acuminata subsp. malaccensis (wild Malaysian banana) is the source of this 565-nucleotide messenger RNA. RefSeq names its product remorin-like. NCBI's taxonomy places the organism in Eukaryota, Viridiplantae, Streptophyta, Magnoliopsida, Zingiberales, Musaceae. The record is from RefSeq and is a predicted model, not a curated record.